AUGUGUUCCAGCGAUGACAGAUAUUUGGAACAUGAGGUCUGGUCAGAUCACCACCAAAGUAUCUCUAAUAUACAAAUACCUGAGCAUGUACAAUCUGCCGAGAAGCCUUUCGAGUGCGGGAUGUGCUUCAAGUGCUUCUCAUUCAAGACUAAGAUUAAAGAGCACAUGCUAAUCCACACUGGGAAGAGACCGUUUCAGUGUGAGGUGUGCAGAAAAGGCUUCCGUCUGAACAGUAACCUGAAACAGCACAUGUUGGUCCACACUGGAGUCAGGGAUUUCAAAUGUGACGUGUGCGGGAAAUACUUCGUACGCCGUGCCAACUUGAAACAGCAUAUGUUAACUCACAGUGACGACAGGCCUUUCAGAUGUGAUGUGUGUGCAAAAUCGUUCUUCUUAGUUGCCCAUUUGAGGCAGCACGUGUUUAGUCACACAGGCGAAAAGCCUUUUGAAUGUGAGGUGUGCGGAAAUCGCUUCGCUCGCAAGGCCUACUUGAAAGAGCAUGUUUUUAUCCACACCGGUGUUAAGCCUUUUAAAUGUGAGAUAUCCCAUCCUGAGUUGACGAGACCAGCCCUGCGGGAACCGUCGACCACCGAGAGGGACCGACUCAACACCGCGGUGUGUGAGACACCCCACGACGACCCUCCAUCGCCGACCGUCACGUGGCCAGGCAGAACUGGCCGGUAUAGCCAGUCAGCACGCCAGACCCGAUCAGCCGCCGUUGGCAAGAGGAAGGCAACAUCACCGACCAACCAGCCAGCCAAGACCGAGAGACCAGCGCCGGUAGUCGCCGGUAGUCCCCCCCCCCCCCCCCCCCCUGAAGAGUCCGAGUGGACCGUCGCAGUGAGCGGACUGAAGAAACACCUUCAUCAGUACAUUCAGGGGGACACGACAGUCCCGACCAAGCUCCGUGGCAGUUACCUCAACGCUGACUGGAGACCCCUGGAGGACGGCAGCGAGUACGAACUUCACAGCAAGAUGUUCGGUACUCACCACACCGUAGUCGUGACGCACCGGAGGGAGCAGACCUAUACACAGGCCAUACUUUCGAACAAGUUGGACAACCGGAAUCUACGUAAGAUGAUCCGAGCGGUCUGCGGCCCCGACUACGGCUAUGACCCAGGCCUCAAAUCUGCCAUAGGCCUGUCUACUGACGAGUGUUCACCGUAUGACCCAGGCCUCAAAUCUGCCAUAGGCCUGUCUACUGACGAGUGUUCACCGUAUGGCCCAGGCCUCAAAUCUCCCAUAGGCCUGUCUACUGACGAGUGUUCACCGUAUGGCCCAGGCCUCAAAUCUCCCAUAGGCCUGUCUACUGACGAGUGUUGA
Molecule: messenger RNA, 1323 nt
Organism: Gigantopelta aegis
Lineage: Eukaryota; Metazoa; Mollusca; Gastropoda; Neomphalida; Peltospiridae
Product: zinc finger protein 425-like
Exons: 3
Coding region: 1-1323 (440 amino acids)
Cellular component (GO): nucleus
Source: RefSeq, a predicted model, not a curated record